CAGGGAAUUGCAAAUCAUUCAGUUUGUCAAAUCAUUAAUUUUUUCUCCGGUCGGUGAAUCGUCUAAUUUUUGCUCAAAAUUAAUUGCAAAUUUUCUUAAAAAGUUUGCCCCAAAAGAUAAGUAGGUUCAAAGCAAAGAGGUAGACAUGAUUUCGCAACGUUUCGCCAACCUAGGUGUCGAACAAGGUGCGGGGGUGAGCGGAACGAAGAAAUCUGCCACCCGGGACAUGCCUGACUGGAUGUCGGCGGAGCAUUCGACAGGAACCACAAUCAUGGCCUGUGAAUUUGAUGGAGGUGUUGUAAUUGGAGCAGAUACUCGAACGACAACUGGCAUGUACGUCGCCAACCGAGUCACCGAUAAGCUAACCCGUGUCACAGAUCGUAUUUAUUGUUGUCGAUCCGGCUCUGCUGCGGACACUCAAGCCAUCGCUGAUAUUGUCAGUUAUCACUUGGAAUUUCACGAAAUUGAAUCUGGUGAGCCUGCCCUUGUUCGUGGCGCUGCCGCCGUGUUUCAAGACAUGUGCUACAACUACAGAGACCAGCUUUCGGCCGGUAUCAUUGUUGCAGGAUGGGAUUCUCGCCACGGGGGACAAGUCUACUCUGUACCUAUUGGGGGGAUGUUGGUCCGGCAAGAAGUCUGCAUUGGAGGGUCCGGGUCUGGAUUUCUCUACGGUUUUGUAGAUUCCAACUUUAGACCAAAAAUGAGCAGGGACGAGGCUGAAAAGUUUGUGACGAGUGCUGUCACCCUCGCUCUCAAUCGCGACGGUUCAAGUGGUGGUUGUGUCCGUCUUGGAACCAUCACGAAAGAUGGAAUCGAUCGGAAAGUCGUCCUGCACAAUGAAUUGCCAAAGUUUUAUGAAGGUUAAGUUAGCCAAUUCGGUUCGCCGCUCAUCAUUUCAUCCAAUUUCAAUUUUCAUCAGCUUAUUACUACACUGUAAGUAAGUUAGUGAAAGUAAUUUAAUUAAUUUGUCAAAAUCAAAUAAACUAAAUGUAGCAGGAAUUAAGCCUUUGGGAGACUGGAUAAUAAAAUAGGAAACAUUUUUUGAUUCAAAAUUUUGUUACUACUAUGAAUAAAAAGUAGCGCUCAGUCAAUUAUCCAAAACUUUUAUACACUAUCCUUUCGUGAAAUAAAUAAUGAUACGUCUUUAACUUCAAAAUUGUAAAACUUAA
Folsomia candida is the source of this 1169-nucleotide messenger RNA. RefSeq names its product proteasome subunit beta type-6 (gene Prosbeta1). Gene Ontology annotation, cellular component: proteasome core complex. Gene Ontology annotation, molecular function: threonine-type endopeptidase activity. The coding region runs from base 146 to 865 and encodes 239 amino acids. The transcript has 6 exons. The record is from RefSeq and is a predicted model, not a curated record. NCBI's taxonomy places the organism in Eukaryota, Metazoa, Arthropoda, Collembola, Entomobryomorpha, Isotomidae.